This is a messenger RNA of Cloeon dipterum, 553 nucleotides long. RefSeq names its product Signal peptidase complex subunit Spase12 (gene Spase12). NCBI's taxonomy places the organism in Eukaryota, Metazoa, Arthropoda, Insecta, Ephemeroptera, Baetidae. Gene Ontology annotation, cellular component: endoplasmic reticulum membrane; signal peptidase complex. The record is from RefSeq and is a predicted model, not a curated record. Bases 124 to 408 code for a protein of 94 amino acids. The transcript has 4 exons. Gene Ontology annotation, biological process: protein targeting to ER.
GCCUCGCCGGUGCGCUUCAAGUUGUAACGCCAAACGCCAGCGCUUGUGUGGGUUGUGUUGUGGGACACGUCAAUAUUGUGUCCAAAUCCAAAACAAAAAUUUUGUUGGCGAGAAUUUCUAGCAAUGGAUUUCAUAAAUUCAAUUCCGACGCACAUGGACUAUGAUGGGCAGAAACGAGCAGAAAAUCUUUCCAGAUUGAUCAUCACACUCUUCGGGGUUGUUGGACUUGUCUGGGGAUACAUCAUCCAGCAAUUCUCCCAAACUGUUUACAUCCUCGGCGCCGGCUUUGUGCUUGCCUGUUUGUUGACUGUUCCCCCUUGGCCCAUGUACAGGAGAAAACCUCUGCAAUGGCAGAAGCAAAAAGAAUCUGAGUCUACAACACAUUCCAAGUCAAAGAAGAAGAAGUAAAUAUUUCUGUUAUUAAUGCACAAACUGGUUGAAUUACUGAUUUUGUUAUUCAUUUCAUUUUCUUUUUAUCUCCAGUGAAUAAGCGUCUUGUGUUAAUGUUGAACGGGCUACAAUUUCUUUAAUAAUUAAAAAAGCAUAAAUUACG